Daktulosphaira vitifoliae (grape phylloxera) is the source of this 2132-nucleotide messenger RNA. Its product is annotated as ATP-binding cassette sub-family F member 2. Gene Ontology annotation, molecular function: ATP hydrolysis activity; ATP binding. The record is from RefSeq and is a predicted model, not a curated record. Lineage: Eukaryota; Metazoa; Arthropoda; Insecta; Hemiptera; Phylloxeridae. The transcript has 13 exons. Bases 178 to 2034 code for a protein of 618 amino acids.
CUUCAAAGUGUAGUUUUAAAUACUAAAAUUGUAAAAACUCGUGUAUUAUUACCGUCGGUAAUUUGCCGAGUGUUUUAUGUUAGUUCUUAAUUACUGUUAUUUUACUUUUUCGUACGUUAAACUAUUAGUAUAAUUUAAACAAAUCUUUAAUUAAAUUGAUAAUCUGACUUUUCCAGUAUGCCAUCCGAUGCUAAAAAAAGACAGCAAGCACAAAAGAAAAAUGCAGCUAAAGCUCGGCAAACUACUAAAACAGUUCCACAAAAAGCCAAUGAAACUAAUGGAACAUUAAAUGGUAGUGAUUCUAAUGUUCCCAUUAGUGAAGAAGAGUUAUUAUGUAAGAAAUUGGAAGCUGAUGCAAAAUUAAAUGCUGAGGCACGUGCAUGUACUGGUAGUUUAGCAUCACAUCCUAGAUCUAGAGAUAUUAAAAUUGAUAAUUUAUCUAUAAGUUUUCAUGGCUGUGAGUUAUUACAAGAUACAAUGUUAGAGUUAAAUUGUGGCCGACGAUAUGGUCUAAUUGGACUUAACGGAAGUGGAAAAUCAACACUUUUAUCAGUAUUAGGAAAUCGUGAAGUUCCAAUUCCAGAACAAAUUGACAUUUUUCACUUGACUAGAGAAAUGCCAGCAUCUGAAAAAUCUGCACUUCAAUGCGUAAUGGAAGUAGAUCAAGAAAAAAUUAGACUUGAAAAAUUAGUGGAUGAACUUGUAGCAUGUACUGAUGAUGAGUCUCAAGAACAACUUAUGGAUAUUUAUGAAAGAUUAGAUGAUAUUAGUGCUGAUACUGCUGAGGCUCGAGCUGCUAAUAUAUUGCACGGUCUUGGCUUUACAAAAGAAAUGCAAAACAAAAAGACUAAAGAUUUUUCAGGAGGUUGGAGGAUGCGAAUUGCUUUGGCUAGAGCACUUUAUGUUACUCCUCAUUUAUUAUUACUUGAUGAGCCAACAAAUCAUUUAGAUUUGGAUGCUUGUGUAUGGCUUGAAGAAGAAUUAAAAACAUACAAAAGAAUAUUAGUAAUUAUAUCUCACUCUCAAGAUUUUUUGAAUGGAAUAUGCACCAAUACCAUUCAUUUGGAUAAAAAAAGGCUCAAGUACUAUGGUGGUAAUUAUGAUGCUUUUGUGCGAACAAGAGUAGAACAGCUAGAAAACCAAAUGAAACAAUACAAUUGGGAACAAGAUCAAAUAUCUCAUAUGAAAAAUUAUAUUGCUCGAUUCGGACAUGGAAGUGCUAAACUUGCUAGACAAGCUCAAAGUAAAGAAAAAACAUUAGCCAAAAUGGUUGCUCAAGGUCUAACUGAAAAAGUUACCAAUGAUAAAUUAGUAACUUUUCAUUUUCCUUCUUGUGGGACUAUACCACCGCCUGUUAUUAUGGUUCAGAAUGUCAGUUUUCAAUAUAAUGAAAAUACACCAUAUAUUUAUAAAAACUUAGAAUUUGGUAUUGAUUUGGAUACAAGACUUGCAUUAGUAGGACCUAAUGGAGCAGGAAAAAGUACCCUUUUGAAAUUAUUGUAUGGUGAAUUAUUCCCUACUGAAGGAAUGAUUCGUAAGAAUUCUCAUCUACGAAUUGCUAGGUAUCAUCAACAUCUUCAUGAAUUGCUUGACUUAGAUCUGUCACCACUUGAUUACAUGAUGCAAUCAUUUCCAGAAGUUAAAGAACGAGAAGAAAUGAGAAAAAUUAUUGGUCGUUAUGGAUUAACUGGAAGGCAACAAGUUUGUCCUAUUCGUCAACUAAGUGAUGGUCAAAGAUGUAGAGUAGUAUUUGCAUACUUGGCUUGGCAAGUUCCUCACUUAUUACUUCUUGAUGAACCUACUAACCAUUUAGAUAUGGAGACCAUUGAUUCUUUGGCAGAUGCUAUAAAUGACUUUGAUGGAGGCAUGGUUUUAGUUAGUCACGACUUUAGGCUUAUUUCUCAAGUAGCUGAAGAAAUUUGGGUUUGUGAAAAAGGUACAGUCACUAAAUGGCAAUCAGGUAUUUUGGAUUACAAAGAACAUUUGAAAAAGAAGGUUUUGAAAAAUAAUGCUGAUGCUGCUAUCAAACGUUAAUAUAACAAUUCUUAAAUUUUUUUUUGAGUUCUGCAGUUUAACAACUUUUGAGUGUUGAGGAGUUUUAUGAUAAUAAAAUAUACUCAAUUAUAUUUUAA